Molecule: messenger RNA, 2286 nt
Organism: Arachis ipaensis
Lineage: Eukaryota; Viridiplantae; Streptophyta; Magnoliopsida; Fabales; Fabaceae
Source: RefSeq, a predicted model, not a curated record
AAAAAUGCACGGUGAGGAGAGAGAGACAGAGAGUGAUAAAGAGAAGAAAAGAAAGGGAGAACUGCCAUCAAACGAGGAAGAAGAGAAAGAAGGAGAAGAAGAUGACGGAGAGAGAAGUUGCCACCGCCACUUUCUUCACCUCCAGCACCGUUUCUGCCUUGCGCUGUUGUUGUUAUUUCUACCUUGCGCUGCCAGAUUUGCCACUACUGUAAUCCCUCUUCUCUGCUCGCCGUCGUCGUGUUUCUCAUUACUCGAGCUCACGCCUUGUUCUGCUCUGCUCCGUCGUGUUUUUCUGCUCGCGCCGUUCUGAAACCUUUGCUCUGCUCCGCCGUGGUGUCGUGCUCUAUCCUCUCAGGCAAAUCAACAACUCUCCGCCGUUCACCUCUUUCACUCAAGCCUCUCGCCUCAGCCUCGAUCCUCAGCAUCUCUUCCUCCAUCGUCGUCGUUGAAGGCUUGUAGAUUGAUUUUACAUACUACUUGAUUAAUUUAGUUGAAUUAAUAACAAUAGUUCCAUUUCGAGCUCGAUCAUGUCGAAGGACAAAGACUUUACCAAUUUGUCGCUCACCUUCAAAUACCUCUUAGGCAUCUUAUGGCUCUGUGUUUUCCUAUGAAGAUUAUCAAAGAAGUGUUACUAAUGGUGAGCUUCAAAAAAAGAUGAAUGAUGAAAAAAAGAUUACAAGCUGAAACUUCUGCUCUUCUCCGCCAUUUUGAAAUCUCUGACUUGCACUGCCGUUGCCAUUUCUACCUGCGCUGCCGGAUCCGCCGCUGCUGUAAUCCCUCUUUUCCGCCUUGCGCUGCCUGAGUCGUCUCUGGUUGUCAUCGCUGCUCGAUGGUUGUCGUCGGCUCGCCAAUGCCUUACGUCCUCGCUGCUCUGCCUGAGCUGUCUCUGCUGUAAUCCUUACUGCUCACUGCAAUCAUGUCUUAGGUUAGGGUUUUUUCUCCUCUGUAAUCUUAGGAAGCUAAUUCUAUUCUCAAAUUGGGGAAAUUGAGGAAUGUGUUUAGGAUGUAUAUAUGUUCUUUGAGAGGGUCUAGUGUAUGUGCUUAUUGAAUAUGCUUUGAGGUUCGAGGCCCAAACAUGUUCAGAAACAACUCUUGUGGUUAGUACGGGCAACCGCAGAAGCUUUCACAGUUGCUGAUGCUCCUGCCAAGGUUUUCUUUCUUCUGAUGGAAAACACUGAGGAGAUUUUUCCAUUUUGCGCACAGAUCUUCCAGUUCCAGGCUUAGUGGUUACUUGUGGUAGCAGCUGAGUAAUUUGUGGAUCACUCAUGUGGACAACCCAACGGUGCAAGAGCUCCAUCUCCUGCUAAUAAUCCACUACUAGGAUCCUUGCCAAAGGCUGGAGGGUUUCCUCCUCUUGGUGCACAUGGGCCUUUUCAACCUACUCUAGCACCUGUGCCAACACCCCUGGCUGGUUGGAUGUCAAAUCCUACCAUUGUAGCACAUGCUGCAGUUUCUAGAGGAGCCACUAUAGGUCUUGGUAUUGCUAUAGGUCUUGGUGCACCAUCAAUCCCUGCUACUUUGAAGGACCCUAGGACCCUUCCAACUAAUCCUUCUGUUGACUACCCAUCUGGAGAUUCAAAUCAUGUCUCUAAGAGAACAAGACCAAUGGGAAUGUCGGAUGAGGUAAAUCUUCCUGUCAAUGUGUUGUCAGCCACGUUCCCAGGUCAUGGUCAUGGCCAGGCUUUUAAUGCACCAUAUGACUUGCCAAAGACUAUUAUGCGGACUCUGAACCAGGAUUCAUCUCCUAUGAGCAUGGACUUCCAUCCAGUUCAACAGACUAUACUUCUUGUUGGUACAAAUGUUGGGGACAUUGCUUUGUGGGAAGUGGGUUCUACGGAGUGGUUGGUCUUGAGGAAUUUCAAAGUUUGGGAUCUUAGUGCCUGUUCAAUGCCAUUUCAGGCUGCUCUUGUCAAAGAUCCAGAUGUUUCUAUCAACCGUGUGAUUUGGAGUCCAGAUGGUGCUUUAUUCCGAGUUGCUUACGCAAGGCACAUUGUUCAGAUAUACUCUUAUCAUGGUGGCGAUGAAGUACAGCAGCACCUGGAGGCUUUUAAUGCUUUUGGGGAGUCUUGUGGAUCGGUGAUUCUGGAUGCAGGGGUGAAUAUUAUCUAGCUUUUAUUUCUUGAUCCUCGUUGAAAACCACCUAGAUUUAAUGUAACGUGUUUUUAGACUUAGUGGCGAAAAUUGUGUUAGGAAUUUGUUGUUACUUGAUUCCCAUUUUAUUGUAAAUUUUAAAAUAAUUACACAUGUAUGAACAAAAAAUUUUAUUGUAAAUUUUAUUUUUUUGUA